AAGAUAUUAAGGAGGUUAAACCUUCGAAUCGAACAUUUGGCUUCGAUCAUAUAUAUGUCAUUAAUCUUAAUUUUCGAACUGAUAGGCGUGAUAGAAUGAGGAAAUUGGCUUCUUAUUUUGAUUUAGAUUUUGAUUAUCUUAGUGCCCCUUCCAAAUAUGACAGUAGCUUUUUUCGAAAAUAUGGUUUUGGUGGAUUAUCUUCUGGCAGAAGAGCUUGCUUCCAUAGUGCUUUAAUUCUAGAAGAUGACGUUGAUUUUGAAACUAAUAUCACUGAAAUUAUGACAGAUAUUCAUCGUAAUUUACCCGCUUAUUGGGAUAUUUUGUAUAUUGUUCAUUGUCUUGAAAAAAUAGGUAAACUUGUCGAUAAUAGUUCUUUUGCCAAUAGACUAUAUGAAUCAGUGAUGCCAAGUUGUACACACGCUUAUGCCGUUUCGUAUUGGGGUGCCCGCAAGUUGGUGGAAAAACUUGAUCCUAUGAUACCACAAGGUCCAAUUGAUUUUGCUAUUCUUACAAGAAUUAAGAAUAAAGAGAUCACUUCAUAUAGCGUUUUUCCAGUGCCUAUUACACAAUGGAAAGGUGGAUAUAAUCCAUCUGAUAUUCCUGAAUCCAGUCAGGGUUAUCAAGAAUGGAUGUAA
Molecule: messenger RNA, 635 nt
Organism: Dentiscutata erythropus
Lineage: Eukaryota; Fungi; Glomeromycota; Glomeromycetes; Diversisporales; Gigasporaceae
Source: the annotation of a GenBank genome assembly